This is a messenger RNA of Saccostrea echinata, 4944 nucleotides long. RefSeq names its product zinc finger protein GLIS3-like. Gene Ontology annotation, molecular function: DNA-binding transcription factor activity, RNA polymerase II-specific; RNA polymerase II cis-regulatory region sequence-specific DNA binding. The transcript has 10 exons. The record is from RefSeq and is a predicted model, not a curated record. Gene Ontology annotation, biological process: regulation of transcription by RNA polymerase II. NCBI's taxonomy places the organism in Eukaryota, Metazoa, Mollusca, Bivalvia, Ostreida, Ostreidae. The coding region runs from base 162 to 2729 and encodes 855 amino acids. Gene Ontology annotation, cellular component: nucleus.
GCAUGGGGAUCUAGAGACUGCGGAUCCGCCAUUUUCAUACACCGUACCCUAAAACUUGACAACUUUCGUCCUGUGGAUUAUUUUCCCCGUUUUUAACGUGAAUUUUACUAUGAUUAAGACAGAAAUGUGGAUAACUUGUAUACAUUAACUAAACUAGAACAAUGAACGGGCUAAAAUCAAACAUUGGAGGAAAGAAUGGACGACAGAUGCAGCAGGGUACAGGUGCCAUCCCCACCCUGAGGAUACAGGCCGACACCCCUGUACCCCGGUCAAAUGGAAACACACCCAUCCCCAGUAAAACUGACAAAGUCCAGCUCCCAGCAUUAUCGAAUACCCCACGCAUUGUACAGCAAGGCAAACCAUGUGCUCAAACUACUCCACGCAUCCCGCACCCAAAUCAAGUCGGCUACUAUCGCUAUGGAAAUAAAACUGAUCUCAAUGGAAUGGGACCCAUGUGCUUUGGCAUCAAUCAACGCAAAGACAAGAGCAACAUGGGCCACAAUGUUGCUUGCAUGCAGCAGCAGAAUUCAAAUCUUCAUGUUCCUAAUAGAGGAUUAGAGAAUGCCACCCCCACCCCUAGUGAGGUGUCUGACAUUAUCACUCCUAGAAACGGGGACAUGACCCCCAAAGUGGAGCCUGGCACUGCACCAUAUCACAGUGGAACAAAUAAUGACAAACAUGUUUUUCUGGAACCACUUCCUGUCACUAAGCAGGAAUGGAACCCAUACAAACCACUGGGCCACAUUCAGACCUCUGUACAAGGAUCUGUCCAUGGGAGUGAAGCUGACAGAAAUUCCCUAUCCCAGGGUAUGAACAGCGCAGCCACCGUGUCUCUGUCUCCAUUCCAAAACAUGGAGAUGACUUCUCCCUCUGGAUCACAGUACACAAGCCCACGACACUCUGCUCACAGAAUGCAUGGAACUAAACGAGCCCUCUCUAUCUCACCCAUCGGGUCUGAUGGCAUGGACCUGUACUCUCUGAUCAGGACCUCCCCCACAUCUUUGGUGGCCUACAUCAAUGGAUCAAGGAGCUCCUCCACCAGUGUGUCCCCCCAGCCAGGCCUACAACAUGGACACUUUGGUCAUCUUAUAGCACACCGGACACAGAGGUGCAGCACAGGAAGUCCCUUUUCCAGUUCUGGCUCCUCCAAGAACCGCAUGAAUCAUACGCCAAUGAGCACAGCCUCUGGCUUUAAGAGGGAAACAGAAGUUGGACUCCAUGAGAAUCUUUCUGACAUAUUUCCGGAUAUUGUCAGUAACCAGGUGGUUGUACAGCAGAGUGAGAUACCAUUCCUGGAACAGCGUGCCAUGCAGGACAUGCAGAUGUACCACAGUGGGGCACGAUCCACCACCUCCACCCACUACCCCCCACCCACAUACAAUCAGGCUGUCGGCCAACAACCAACACCUAUUAGCAUGAUGCCUCCACCCCCAGCUCCCAGCAUGCCCCCUCCAUCGUGCAUGUCCGUACCCCCUCAGCCCCUGGCCCAGCACAAUACAAAUGCUGCUAACAUGGUGAACAAUAACUCAUUAAUGAGUGAGAACAGUUACCUUGGUAACAGCAUGCCUCCACCCGAAGAUGGAGAGGUGGAUGAAAAUGGAGAAAAACAAAAUAUAUGCAAGUGGAUAGACUGUAAUCAGAUGUUCAAAGAACAGGAUGAGUUAGUGCGACACUUGGAAAAAGCCCACAUUGACCAACGGAAGGGCGAGGAUUUUACGUGUUUCUGGUCUGGAUGUCAACGUAGAUAUAAACCCUUCAAUGCCAGAUAUAAACUCCUUAUCCAUAUGAGAGUGCACUCAGGGGAGAAACCCAAUAAAUGCACGUUUGAGGGCUGUACGAAGGCAUUCUCACGACUGGAGAACCUCAAAAUACACCUUCGAUCUCACACUGGAGAAAGACCUUACAUUUGUCAGCAUGCUGGCUGUGCCAAGGCAUUCUCAAACUCAUCAGAUCGAGCCAAACAUCAACGCACGCAUCUCGACACGAAACCAUAUGCUUGUCAAGUUGCUGGAUGUACCAAGAGGUAUACGGAUCCGAGCUCACUACGCAAGCAUGUCAAAAAUCACAAUCAAAAGGAUGGGUCAGUUAAAAAGAAGUUGAAGAAGGAGAAUGACUUGGGAGGAGUGAUGUUAAAUGACUGUCUCCAGGUCCAACAGAUGCAGCUCGAACAGAUGCAGCAGCCUCCCCCGGAGACUGUGGACAUGCGGGGCCUGGUGACAGGGCCAACAACGGACCUCUACUCAGUGGGAGUGAACUACAACAGCGGAAAUACCUCAGCCAAUCAGUCGCCGGGACCAGUAAUGCAGCAGCAGAACAGCCCACUGAAUACAUCUGGUGGACUCAGCGCUGUGGAGGAAGAAAGAUUUGGCACGUUUUCACCAGCACCUCCCUCUACCCAGACCUACAAUACCUCACGUCGUCACUUCAUCCCCAUGCGGACGGGAAUGCCUCCGGUUAUGAGGGCCCAAAUGCAUCAACAGAUGUACCCCAAUGCAUACCAGCAGUAUAUUCAGGAACAAGAUGGACAGUAUCGUAACAAUAUGUACGAUCCAGCAAAUUAUGACAAUAUGCACAGACUCACAGGAGGAAUUGAGGGUCUUCCUGAUGAGUUUAACAUGUCCCUCCAGUGUGGUGCCGAGGAACAGCAGACACAGCAGUACCUCCAGCACACCGCCAUCGAUCGCUGCAACAGUCGCCUGUCUGCCAUAUACGCAGAUGGCACUACCUAGUGACGCAUAAUGGAAAUUUGUCAUCUGUGAUAUAGUUUUACUGUCUGUUACGCAAUCCAGCAAAAUAGUGACAGUUUUUUCUGUGUGUAUAAUGUAACAGGUGCCCUCCAAUCAUCUUAGACUACACAAGGAUUGACAUUUUUAACACUACACAAAGCGUAGUUUUUAGCAACUUAUGUAUUGUGGCAAUAACUCAUACUGUUAAGUGCUACCAUCCCUGGUUUAACAGAAGUGCUGUAUGUUUUGUACUUGUCACACUUGUAAAUCACUUCAUCAUGUCCUGUGAUUUUUACCACUGUAUGUACAUAAUCAUUGUUCAACAUCCACCUGUUUUUGCAACACACUCCUAGGCAGUACUUAACAUUUUAUAUAAAAUUUCAGAAGUUAGAUUUUUUUUACAAAAGUUAUUUUUUUCUUUUUUAAAAGUUUACUAAUUUUAGUCCGUCCUGUAGCCUGGAAUUUUUUGUUUUUUUCCCUGUGAUCCGUCCUCUGAUCAGUAUUAUCUCCCUUCACACCUAAUACUGAUUCCAUUUUACACAGUAUUAGAUAAAAACAACUGUAUUUGUUAUGGUACAGGUGUGGUCAAAAGUUAAUAUCUACUUUUUUUCACAUAAUCGGAGUCCAUAUAUUAGAGAUGUAUUUUCAGCACUCCGUCCAUUUGCCACACACUGUAUAGCCCUUUUACCUGUAUAGUCCUCAUUUCUUCCUUUCGAUCACUUUUCUCUGGUUUCUAUUAAUAUCACAUAACACUUUUCAUUUGUUUGUAUUAACAUAAUAUGUGCCAAUCAAAUGUGGUAUUUAUUUAGAUUGAGUAUCACAUAGUCGGCUGCCCCAGUGCCCCUAUCUUAUUUAUCGUAUAUGAAGUAUUUAUUUUGUUAUCAUCAUUUUAUAGCUGUGAUCAUCUUGUCAACAUCCAGUUGUGUCCCCUGCCAAAGAUUCACCCCAUACUUUAUAAUUCACCAUCCAUUGUUUUGGCCUGUUGCCAAUCCGUCCAGAUCAAAAUGGCCAACAUUUUUCAUGUUGUCCAUGUAAAUAGCAUACAUGUGUAAUCAUAGUUAUGCUUUAGUUGUAAUCCCCUUGCCAAAGCCUUGAUUUUGGGAACUGUAAUUUAUACAUAUAUUGACAGAAUGAAGACAUAAGAGCUAUUUAUACAUCAAAUGGUUUUUUUUUUUGUUUGGUUAUUUGGUAAUUGCAAAUGUAACCAAAACUAUCAAAAUUAAACUACGCGUUUUGAUUUUUUUUUUUUCAUUUUGUUUGUGAAUAUUUUAUCAUGUGAUAUAAUUUGUGUUGCUAGGUAACUAGAUCAUAUAUUGGCCAGUCACCUUUGGAGCACGACCAUUCUUCCUGGCGACGUAUAUACCCUGCGGUAUAUAACUAUGAUGCACGCGUGCUGCUCUGAUGUAUUAAGCUUGUAGUUAUAUGUAUAAUUAUUUACUUUGUAGUAAGUAAUAUGACCACUCUGAUUUUGUUCUUAAAAAAAGGAAAUCUUUAUUUUUUGACAUAAGCAAUCAUUUAGAGCGUGUUAUAAACCACCUGGUGUGGUUGAAGAAAAUUAAACAGGAGUAAAAUGUUUAGUGGCUACUUAAAAACAUUCCACACAAUUUCUGGGACGCAGUUUCAAGUAUUUGAUGUUAAUAAGACAGACUUGUUAAUGUGUGUGUGUUUUUUUUUAAUGUUGGUUUAUUUACCUGUAUAAUUUGCCUUUUCUUUUGAAUGCUUUUAUUGAUAAGCUUUGAAGAUUUUACAAGUACUAUUUGUUGUUUAUUUUACCAUCAAAGGGAGACUACUUGUAUACAGAUAAUCGUAGUGUUUACGAUAAAAUGUCCCUCCUCUCUUCUUGCUUUUCGAAAGGUAACAUCAGACUUGUUAUGGGAAGUCUGGAACUUCCUAAGUCAAAGGAGAAAUACAAAUAAAUUUUUCAAAACAGCAAGAAUUGAUAGAGAGGGUGAAGAGAGUUUGAAAUGUUGGAGGGCAAAAGCUUUUCAAUGAGGCCGGAUCAUUUAGACAAGCACCUUGCACAUUGCAGUUUUAGGAUUGGGGUCUGUGUGCAUGCAGGAAUCAUCCUGCCUGGCCCCACCAAGCCAAAACACUUUUGUAAAUUAAAUCAAAAGAUUUUAGCAUGCAUAUGAAGACUGUUUCUUGUUUAAAGUGCCUUAUUUGGAUGUCAGCUUAUAUUCUGUUAUUUGUUGUUCAUUAAAUGGUCCUGGAAAUUGUA